CACUAACUUAAGCCUAAUCUAUUUUGGCUCUUCAGUUUCCAAAUCGUGUGCCUUCCGUUCGCAAACCCUUCUCGCUGCCUUCUGCAUCCACGACGACGCCUGCGGCGGCGCUGGCAAAAUCCCACUGCGAUGGCCACCAAAUCCCACGAGAACAAGAAGCCUACUGCCUCCAAGCCGUCUGUCAACCCCAAGUCCCCUUCCUCCGACAAGAAAUCCAAGCCGCCGAAGCCCACCGAGGAGCAGCGGGAGCAGGUGCCGGCGGUCAAGAAGCCGAAGAAGCAGAAGGUGAGGGACGAGAUCGAUGAGAUCUUCAGCGCCGCAAAGGCGGGAAAGAAGCGGAAGCCGCCGCAGCGGGAGGAGGCUGAGACCCAUGGGGACGGGAGGAAGAAGCCCAAGGAGAGGGCCGGGGGGAGCAGCAGCAAGAAGAAGAACAACAAGGCGUCGGGGAGUAAGGGCAAGGGUCGGGUAGCUGCUGCUGACGACGACGAGGAGGAGGAGUUCGAGGAGAAGCGGCCGCGUCGGCGCACUGCGGACGGACUCGCCAUAUACUCGGCCGAUGAGCUCGGGUUCGGCAAGGCCGACGCCGGUGGCACCCCGAUGUGCCCGUUCGACUGCGAAUGCUGCUUCUGAGCUCUGAGUUUGUCGGCUGCCGCCUUCCCUGCCGGAGGUGAUUUGCACGAGGCUAAUUCCAGUGUAGUUGUACUUGAUGAAUUCGGUGGCGUGUCCGCUUACAUCUGUGCUCUGAUGAAAUGGAAAUUUUGAUCCUGAAAUUCAGAGUCAAUGCUUACUGACUGGAGCAUUAAGAAUUUAUUAUGUUGACACAUCUAGAGCUUGUUGUUUGUUGAUCAGCCGUAGCUUAAUACCUAGCGUUUCAGUGCAACACAAUUUGCCAAGUAUGUCAUGUAUCACUGAGCGUGUUUUUGUGGGCAUUGCAUCUGACAAGCUCGUCCUUUUCCCCAGUGCGGUAAAUGCGGUUUUUCUUAUCUGGCUGAAGAAUAUGUUCCAAUGGGAGGAUCAACUCAGAAAUGCGGUUUUUCUUA
Molecule: messenger RNA, 1040 nt
Organism: Zea mays
Lineage: Eukaryota; Viridiplantae; Streptophyta; Magnoliopsida; Poales; Poaceae
Product: DUF1764 domain protein
Exons: 1
Coding region: 130-630 (166 amino acids)
Source: RefSeq, a predicted model, not a curated record